Molecule: messenger RNA, 1829 nt
Organism: Pseudomassariella vexata
Lineage: Eukaryota; Fungi; Ascomycota; Sordariomycetes; Amphisphaeriales; Pseudomassariaceae
Product: endoplasmic reticulum vesicle transporter-domain-containing protein
Exons: 3
Coding region: 463-1590 (375 amino acids)
Biological process (GO): endoplasmic reticulum to Golgi vesicle-mediated transport; retrograde vesicle-mediated transport, Golgi to endoplasmic reticulum
Cellular component (GO): COPII-coated ER to Golgi transport vesicle; endoplasmic reticulum membrane; endoplasmic reticulum
Source: RefSeq, a predicted model, not a curated record
UGAGCGUACGAAUUUCUGGCAAGUUGUCCUCUAGGCCGGGUGAGGAUUUGGAUUCCGACCGACCGGCGAAGGGUCAUUAAUCAAUUCAACUCUUCAUUUGCUGCCACAGUGGACUGAUGGGUCAAUCUACCGAUUCUCUUUCGCACGCGUGUAUCGCUUCUUUCUAAUUGUUUAUUCGACGACUCCUGGUGAAUUUGUACGACCAGGGAAACCAAUGCGAUAGCCGGCCACGCGACCAAUCGUCUAGGGUGCCUGCAGUUGUUCGUCCCGGGAACCUUUACGUCGCAAUACUUGCGCCGAGCGAGUUCGAUUCAUAGUUGAGCUGAGGAUUUGUUUGUGUGCGAACCGGUCUGGAGGGAAUUACAGGUCCAGAACGAGUGCCUGGGAUUGCGACCCUACGAAAGGGAUUCAGAGGAAACGGAGGCCCUUUAAUAGCGCCGAACCUCAGCAGACCCAUCCAACAUGAUGAGCGGUUACGAGAAGAGCGGCUUUGGCGACGAGCCAGAGCCCGGCAGCUUUGUCAAAGCCUUUGAUGCAUUCCCCAAAUCCAAACCGCAAUACGUGACACACACAUCCGGCGGCGGCAAGUGGACAGUCACCAUGAUAUUCGUCUCCCUCGUGCUGCUCUGGUUCGAACUAGGGCGCUGGUGGCAGGGGUCGGAAAACCACACGUUCGCCGUCGAGAAGGGCGUCGGACACGACAUGCAGAUCAACCUCGACAUCGUCCUGCGCAUGAAGUGCGCAGAUCUGCACGUCAAUGUGCAAGACGCCGCUGGCGACCGAAUUCUCGCAGCGUCCAAGCUGCAGGAAGACCCGACCAACUGGUCGCAGUGGGUAGACAACAAGGGCAUGCACAAGCUGGGCAGGGACAGCCAUGGCAAGGCCGUCACUGGUGCUGGCUGGCACGACGAGGGGUUCGGCGAGGAACACGUCCAUGACAUUGUUGCCCUAGGCAAGAAGAGGGCGAGGUGGGGCAAGACGCCGCGCAUAUGGGGACGAGGAGGCGGAGACAGCUGCCGCAUUUACGGAAGCCUGGAUCUGAACAAGGUACAGGGUGACUUCCACAUCACCGCCAUAGGCCACGGGUAUACGUGGAUGGGUGACCACUUGGAUCAUACUGCUUUCAACUUCUCCCACAUCACCAACGAGUUCUCUUUCGGCCCCUUCUACCCGUCGCUCGUCAACCCGCUCGACCGCACCGUCAACAUCGCCACAAACAACUUCCACAAGUUUCAGUACUUCAUGAGCGUGGUACCAACCGUGUACACCGUCGGACACGCCCAGAAUUCCCGCCAAACCAUCUUCACCAACCAGUACGCCGUUACGGAGCAGAGCCACGAGGUCAACGAGCGCAUGGUCCCGGGCAUCUUCUUCAAGUACGACAUCGAGCCCAUCAUGCUGACCAUCGAGGAGAACCGCGACGGGUACCUCACUUUCCUCAUCAAGAUCAUCAACGUGCUGAGCGGCGUGCUGGUGGCUGGCCAUUGGGGGUUUACGCUGAGUGACUGGGUUAAGGAGGUGGUGGGGAAGAGAAGGAGGCAGCAGAGUCAGGGUAUGAUUGGAGUGGGGAAGAAGGGAUACGAGGAUUAGAUAUGCUUGUACAUUAUAAAACAUGGCAGGUUAGCACAGGUUGGGGGGGUAUCUCUGACCAGCGGUCAUCUUGGGUUCGGCUCUGAAAGAUAGGAGGCCGAUGGAGUUGCGGUUAAAUAUCUGUUAAACAUGAGCAUUUUCUUCCUACUCCAUCUUCCCAAGCAUCGUUGUGUAAGAGAGUUGCGAAUCCAUGAACAAACUGGAAAACACCACUAGGUACACAAAUUAAGACUUUACAC